ACUCAUUACGCAGUCCAAUAUGAGUCACUAAAAUAUGUCCGAUCCAUUUCUUCAUAGAGGAUCUUCAGAAUCAGAAGAGACUAGCAAGACAGGCGAUAUUUAGUCUAGUCGUGUGUUUGGGAACGUUUAAUGGAAGAACCCCACUAACAAUCAGUGCAGAUGGCGUUUAUGUCCAGAUUCUCCCGAUCACGGAGCAAUUCCAGGUCUCCUAGCAGAAGGGAUUCAGAAAAAGGGUCACCUGUGUUAAGCAUUGCUGAACUUGAGCGUCUACUGUACACUGGAAAAACAGCUUGUAAUCAUGCUGAUGAGGUUUGGCCGAGACUCUACAUCGGUGACCAAGACAUUGCUUCAAACCGCCAGGAACUUAUCAAGCUUGGGAUCACUCAUAUCCUCAACUGUGCGCAGAGCAAAUGGCGGGGUGGUGCAGAGUACUACGAGGGAAUGAACAUCACCUAUCAUGGCAUCGAGGCCCAUGACUCUCCUUCCUUUGACAUGAGUGUCAACUUUUACCCUGCUGCAGAAUUCAUUCACAAAGCUCUCAGCAUGGGAGGGACGGUGCUUGUGCAUUGUGCAGUAGGGGUGAGUCGCUCAGCUACUCUGGUGCUGGCCUACCUUAUGAUUCGGCAGAACAUGACCCUAGUAGAAGCCAUUAAGACAGUCAAGGACCACCGAGGUGUCACCCCCAACCGAGGCUUCCUCCGGCAGCUCAGUGGCCUAGAUAGCAUUCUUCGCACCAGUCGAAAGACAACCUGAAACCACUAGUAAACUCUGAACUCCCAGUCCAAACCCAUUGCCUUGGCCAAUGUGUGUACAUGUAGUACCAUCAUUCACACUGUUGUUCUGUGAUCAGUAGAAAUGCCUUACUACAUUAAGACCUCUUGAAGUGUGCAUACUGCCUUAUUCAGCAUUAACCCUGACAUUUCGUUCAAAUGACCAGCUCACUGAACUUCAUUAACCAGUUUGGUUUCACUUUUCUUGAAGUGGACUUGCAUAAGUAUUCACCCCAUUGAAAUUCUCCACAGUGUUACAACCUGGAAACGAAAUGAACGAAAUUGAGAUUAUCGUAAGUUGAAAAAGAAUCAAUGUGAUUCAUAAAAGGUGUAAAGGUUGGGAUUGCAUAAAUAUUCACCUCACUGCUGUGAAACCAGUUGCCAUCAGGAGUAACACAAUUAGUUGUAUGGAGUUGACCUGUGUACAAUUAAAGCGUCACAGGAUCUCAAUUCCUGGAAGCUCCCAAAGUUUUCUAGAGAGUGAUCCUAAUCAAAGAACAUCAUGAAGACCAAGGAACUAUCAAAAAAUUGCAAGACAAAAUUCUUGAAAAGAAUUAAUCAGGAUUUGGUUAUAUGUAGAAUAUGGCAUAGUCAUGACUCUAGAGGGCUCUAGAGGAGGCCGCUCACCAAAAGUCUGUGAGUGGGUAAGGAGGGGAUUAGUCAGAGAAGCAACAAGUCAAAGUCCCUCUCACACCAGAAUCUGGUCUACCCAGGCAGUCUCCUGUCCCAGUACUAACCAGCUCCUUGAGGCGUAUGGGUGUGGCGCCGAGCUCCGUUUCGAUAGCCCUCAGCCUCUCACCUAUACAGCUAGGGUUACAGUGGGAGGCUAGUCCUCUGGUAACCGCGAGAGUUUGACUUCCCCACGCGCAUCUGUAUUGCAGUGUGCCUUGCCAGAUGGCAGUAGGUACCAUUUUUAUGAUGGUCUUUGGUAUGACCCGACCGCGAGUAGAACUUGCAGUCUCCUGAUCGAGAGGCGGACAUGCUAACUACUAGUCCAACUCGCGGUUGAAGCAACAAGUGGUGUAUAGAAUUUCAAAGAAGGUGAAUAUUUAUACAAGCCACUCUAAGUCAAAUUCCAAAGCAAACAAGAAACAGUGAAUGAAUUUUUGGUGCACAUCCAGCUAUAGUUCGAUGGUGUAUUUUGGAAAAACAAGCUUCCAAUUUUUGGCUGGUUAUCAGUGUGAGGCUCGCAGCCAGAAAGGGUUAAAUUAUAACUGUAUUCAAAGAGAUACAAACAGUAAAGAGAUAUGGAGCCACAAUGUUAGAAAGAUUGUUGCGACAUAUCUGAUUAUAAGCUGCUUUUUCAAAGCUGCUUUUCACAAUUAUUAUUUAGUUUUUUAUAAUAGGGUUAGUAUUUAUUAAAUCAUGACCUCUUGUAUUUACACAGAAUUUAUACAGCCAACUCGUGUUAGGCGACUCUUCAUGUAGCAGUGAUUUGGCCCCUUUUGUAUGAGUUCAUGCAAUAUAACAGAUCUGCAGGAACAUCAAUGAAGCAUCAGUUUCUACGUCCAUUUCUGGUAAUUCGUUUUUUAAUCAAAAGGAGGUAAAAAUGAUCAAUGAAUUUUACAAUACCUUUCAUUUUGUCUAGUAACAUUUGUCCUGCCUUAACGGAUGGUACUAUUAGGUAUUUCAUGUAAUAUUAAGUAUUAGGCUAUUAUGAUAAUACAGUAUUUGUAUAUGAAAGUGUUAUUCUGUGAAUCACCUAAAGGAGAAACAUUUAACGUAUGAUUUUAGUGUCUUGUUUAUAAGUUUGUAUUGCAAAUUUUUGAAAUCGGGACCACAAAAACGUCAAUAAGUGGAACAAUACUGCAUACCAAAUUGUGUCUUAUGAAUACAGGAAUUUCUCUGCAUUCUUUAAACUCUUUAGGAGAAACAGAUUUCAUAAAGUAGUGGUUAUACUCUGUAUGUGUAUACAUAUACUGUACAAACGUAGGUAUUUCUAAAUCCAUGAGUGAUGAAUACCUCAAUAGUGUGAGUAUUUGCAACAUGCUGCAUUGGUAAUCAUUUGCCACCAAGCCAUAACUGGGCGGUGUGAAUAACCUGGGCGUGGUACUGAGUUGUUAGAAUUAGAAAUGUGAUAAUUAGAAAUGCAUACUGUAUUUUGAUUUGAGGUGUCUUGUAAAUGGUUCUGUUACAUCGUCCGUAUCAUCUAUAGUAUUGUGACACAAUAUCUACAACUUCAAAAUCCUUAAAAAAUUAAAUUAAUUAAGAGAUGGGCGCUACUACAUUAUAACUCUUAUCAUAAAAUCCAAAUGUUACCUUCAUGAAUAUCAUCCCACAGCAGCUAAGUACUGUUAUAAAUGAUUACGAAAAACCAGCAACAUUUGUCAUAUAACACUGCCCACUUUAUUAAUGAAAACACCCUCUGUGUAAAACCAUUCAUCUGAUUCAUCAAAAAGAAAUUGGCUGGGAUUUUUACAAUAACAGGAUUUUUAAUCAUCUGGAUGAGGAAUCAUCAAAAUAUAAUCAAGAUAUAAUCAAAGGUGGGGGAAAAGAAUGCUAAUUGUUAUGGAUGGAUAGAGGAAGCUGUUAAAUGUUUAAAAAAAGCUUUGUGUCAUGAAUACAAUAUUUCCUUGUUUUUUUACAUUUCAUAGCUGUAAUUAGUUAAUGACUGGAUUGCAUUUGGUUUCAAAUCAAAUUGCGAAGUAUUGUGUAAAUUUUCAGUCCAUAUUCAUUUCUGAUUUACUAAA
Neoarius graeffei (lesser salmon catfish) is the source of this 3460-nucleotide messenger RNA. Its product is annotated as dual specificity protein phosphatase 26-like. Gene Ontology annotation, biological process: protein dephosphorylation; negative regulation of MAPK cascade. NCBI's taxonomy places the organism in Eukaryota, Metazoa, Chordata, Actinopteri, Siluriformes, Ariidae. Gene Ontology annotation, cellular component: cytoplasm. The record is from RefSeq and is a predicted model, not a curated record. Gene Ontology annotation, molecular function: MAP kinase phosphatase activity; protein tyrosine/serine/threonine phosphatase activity. The transcript has 4 exons. The coding region runs from base 160 to 753 and encodes 197 amino acids.